This is a messenger RNA of Rhizophagus irregularis DAOM 181602=DAOM 197198, 880 nucleotides long. NCBI's taxonomy places the organism in Eukaryota, Fungi, Glomeromycota, Glomeromycetes, Glomerales, Glomeraceae. The record is from RefSeq and is a predicted model, not a curated record.
CCUAAAAUAAAUUUUUGGACUGUUGAUGAGUAUAGAUGCGCCGCACCAUACGCGCGAAAUAUAAAUAACACAGUCACCUGCCACGAGUUCUGUGUAACAUAUCACAUAAUAUAUAUCAAUACGUCGAACUACACGUCGAUACUCGAUAGUCGACGCGUCUUUCUGUAGGUAGCAAUGUCUGUCCUAACGACAAAAAUGACGAAUUCGAUUUCUCCAAAAGUGAAUUUUUUUAUCAGGGAGGAAAAGUGCACGCCGGUGGAAUUUUUUAAGAAAUUUAAUUACACAGCAAAGAGCAAGGGUGUCUCGGAUUGGUGCUCCUCGCUCAGUGCAAGCCUCGCACUUAGCAAUGAUGAAAAACUAGUCGAACUUGAACAAAAGUACAAUAAUGGUCAUUACACGAGAGCAAUCGAUGAUUAUUUUCUAUCGAAACAAUCUUCUUGCGUUCUCAAUAAGGAGAAGGCUUCUAUCGAUAAGACAUUAACCAAAAGAACAAGCAAAGCAAUCCGAAGUCGCAUAGAAGAUCUCCUUCCGGAGGAAACUGGCUCGAAGAAACCUCGCCUCAUGGAGUCACAACAGAAUGAUGAUAGUUCGAUAUUAAUGUCAGCGGACCCGAAAAUAAAACAAGAGUUUCCUGGUUCGUGUUCAUCAACAUCUGGUCCGUCUCCCAAACCUCAUCUUGAAGAAGAUAUCGAGUCCAAAUAUUACGAUGCUGGAAAACGUCAUAAAAUUCAUAUAUUAACUAAAAUGAUUACGCGCUUUUUCAGUGGAUUUUCGAAAAUCACAAUCUCUCCAACGAUUUUCGAAAUUUUCAACAAAAAACAAUUAAACAAGUCAAGGAAAAUUCGUAUUUAUGUUAUAAAAAAGAUAUUCAUAAAAUUCU